AUGCUAGGACUCUAUAAGGUCACACAGACCCCAGAAGACCCAAGCAAUUGUACGAUCAUCAUGGAAUUCUUCCUUAUGGAGUUUUCCAGCACCCGAGAGGUGCAGGUCUUACAUGCUAUUCUUUUCUUGUUGAUUUAUAUUGCAUCUUUGAUGGGGAAUCUCCUCACUAUUGCUGCCAUUGUCACUGACCCACACCUUCAUUCUCCAAUGUAUUUCUUUCUGAGCAACUUAUCCCUAGUGGAUCUUGGUUGCAUCUCAGUCACUCUUCCUAAAUUCAUUGUGAAUUCCCUAAUAGGCAAUCAAUCCAUUUCUCUCCAUGGCUGUGCUGCUCAGAUUUUCUUCUUCAUCUUCUUUGCUGCAACAGAAUUUGCUUUGCUUGUGGCUAUGUCCUAUGAUCGCUUUGUGGCCAUCUGCCACCCCCUUCACUAUGGGGUCACCAUGACCCCACUCCGCUGUCUUUGGGUGACAAUUGGUUUAUGGAUUGGAGGGGUCCUCUAUUCAGCUGUGCAUACAGGAAACAUGUUCCAUUUGCCUUUCUCAGGAUCCAAUGUGAUCCAUCAGUUUUUUUGUGAGAUCCCUCAUAUCUUGAAGGUCUCAUCUUCUGAAGUUCGUGACACCGAGUAUGUCCUCCUUGCUACUAGUUCAAGUUUACUUUUAUUCUGCUUUGGAUUUUUAAUUAUAACCUAUACUUAUAUCUUCUCCACUGUAUUUAGAAUGCCCUCCGUGGAAGGACGCUACAAAGCCUUGUCUACCUGUUCACCACAAUUUAUUAUCCUCCUCUUAUUUGUUCUUGCUGGCAUUGUCACACUGUUGGGUCCUAUAUCAGACACUUCACCAGUCCAGAAUCUUCUAAUUUCAAUGACCGACACAAUAUUGCCUCCAUUCAUGAACCCCAUUAUUUGUAGUCUGAGAAACAUGAAAAUCAAGGUUGCACUGGAUUUGGUAUCCUCUAGUCAUGUUGUUUCCAUAUGA
Molecule: messenger RNA, 972 nt
Organism: Trichosurus vulpecula (common brushtail)
Lineage: Eukaryota; Metazoa; Chordata; Mammalia; Diprotodontia; Phalangeridae
Product: olfactory receptor 14I1-like
Exons: 3
Coding region: 1-972 (323 amino acids)
Biological process (GO): G protein-coupled receptor signaling pathway
Cellular component (GO): membrane
Molecular function (GO): G protein-coupled receptor activity; olfactory receptor activity
Source: RefSeq, a predicted model, not a curated record